AUGUGGAAGAGUCGUGGCGAUACCACGGAAGUGCUGGGGACAGACGAAACCUUAUAUCGCUCCAUGAACCUAAGCUUGGAAGAUCUCGAAAGAUCCAAUCCAGUCGCAGCCAAAAUUCUAGCCCUUUUUAGUUUCCUCGAUCAUCAUGAUCUCUGGUACGAGCUUUGCCUCAACGCAGUUGAUGAUACAUUCCCCCGGUGGCUACAGGACCUAGCCAGGAACAAGACACCUUUCAGAUACCACUAUCCUCUCCUAGCCGAUCUCUCAUUCAUUGAGCCGAAAAUUUCCCUAAGCGGCAGCCGCGCAUGGGAAACACACCCAGCCAUCCAGGCAGUGGUCAGACAGAGAGUACAGGCCAAGGAAUCGGAAUACAUCAGGUCUGCGAUAUCACUUGUGGCAGCUCAAGUUCCGCUGUCAUCAACGGUUUAUUCUUGGGUGACAAUACGGCGGCUUUUACCGCAUGCUCAGAUAUGUUGGAGUUACAUCAAAGCAGGGAAAUGGGGUCCCAGCACGGAUCUUACUGAACUGGAAAGUCUAGCCCGUGUAUUUCGACAGACGGGGCAUUAUGAGGAAGCCUCGAUUAUCUACCGGAUGAUUGCGCGUGGGCUUGAUAACCGCUCUCACUCCCCAGAGAACCGUGAAUUCCUCGCCGAUGUACUGGCAAAUCUCGGCCUAGUUUAUACGCAUCAACGCAAGUUUGAAUAUGCCCUCAGGUCCUUUGCGAGGUCAACCGGUAUCAUGAGUGAGCUUGGGACUCUGACAGCCCAUGCAUCGACAUCGAUUAAGUACAACAAAGCAGUGGUUUUCAUGAUGACCGAUCGCCUGGACGAGGCGGAGACAUUAUUACGAGAGGCAGCAGAACAUUCCUCACAAGAUACAACAAACGGACACACAGUAAUUGAAAACGAGCAGAAAUCCUUAUACCUUCGAAUAUUGAACGAUAUGGGAGAAGUCAUGCUACGAAAAGGCUCUGUGUCAGAGGCAUACCAAGUCUUUCAGUAUGUAAACUAUGGUCUCGGAGACUCCAGUAGGCAGGGUGACCCUCAACCCGCCCAGGUUUCCCUCAAACUGAACAUGGGCAGAGCUCUGACCAAGCUUGGAGAUUUCUCCAAGGCUAGAGAUUUGCUUAUGGAAGCAAUUUCAAUUUACACACAGUGGUGGGGCAGACGACACCCAGAAACCAUGCGAGUGGUUGACGAGUUGGCCUGGACUCUGAUGGAAGAGUGCAAAGACACUCACGCAAAAGGAGGUGAUAUUGAUUCAGAGGUGCGAAGUGCAGGGGAGCUUUGGAAGGAAGCUUUGGAUUUUUAUCAGCGCAUUGGUGGAGUUGCGUCAGACACGGUAGCCAGGAUUGAAGCGAAUCUGACCCAACUGUCAUCCUACGUGACGGUUGAUGCUUUCAACCCUAUGGCUCGGGUGGAAAGCAUCGACCCUGCUUCGGCACAAAGGUUUCCCGAGGGGAUCAACGACAGAAAGGAAGACAGCUACCGGAGAGAUCCCUAG
This is a messenger RNA of Penicillium macrosclerotiorum, 1503 nucleotides long. Its product is annotated as tetratricopeptide repeat protein. The record is from RefSeq and is a predicted model, not a curated record. Bases 1 to 1503 code for a protein of 500 amino acids. Gene Ontology annotation, molecular function: protein binding. The transcript has a single exon. NCBI's taxonomy places the organism in Eukaryota, Fungi, Ascomycota, Eurotiomycetes, Eurotiales, Aspergillaceae.